This is a messenger RNA of Porites evermanni, 9569 nucleotides long. The record is from the annotation of a GenBank genome assembly. NCBI's taxonomy places the organism in Eukaryota, Metazoa, Cnidaria, Anthozoa, Scleractinia, Poritidae.
AGGAAGCUCAUCAAUUCUUACAAACACGCAUUGCUGGCAACCAUGAAUAGAACACUUCAAAAGUCCAUCGGACACCAAGUUGAGGAUCUUAUACUGGACUGUGAAUGGAAUGGGGAAGCGUGUGGACCACAGUUAGUACAGUAACUAUGUUUGCUAUGUGAUUCUUAACUCCGCUGAAGUUGUCGACGCGCCCAUGGUAGCCUUCGUAGCAGGCGCUUGGAAGUAGUGGGCGAAAGAGAGAACGGGCGCGCGCAAGGGAGACACGAAAGGGGUGAGGGAGCUCUCUCUCCCUUCGCGUGUCUCCUUCUCGCACGCCCGUUUUUUCUUGUGCCCAGUACUUCCAUGGAUUAACUGAAUGACAGACUGACUGACUGUCCAACCCGUGGACACCCAUGUGGAUCCUUGUCCCUUGUACGAUCAAACCCCGUUAAUACAGACACUGGGGGUAUAGAAAGUGUCCGAAACUGACGGGUAUAGAAAAUGUCCGUAAUAACGAGGUGUCUAUAUUAAGGGUUCAUGUUGUAAUUUACGUCAAAAGUACACCUUAAUUUAAACAAAUAGAGUACUAAAGAGUGUAACAAGACAUAAGCAUCAUUAAUUAAUCUCAAACGUUUACAAAGCCGUCCUUCCGUCGUCAUAAAUCUCUUGUGGAAGAGGAUCUUCACUGGAACUUUGUGGUCAACUUAACAUGUUUGUUUUUUGCCGUUGUUGUUUUUUCUCUAGCCUGUUUGACUGAAUCGCCUGAAUCACGCUCAUUCGGGUAUACUGAUUGAAAAUCUUUGCAGCUCUGCGGAAGUUAGGUGUUAAAGUUACCCAUGACAAUUUGGACAAUUAAUUUUGAAUAUCUUGUGAUCUCUUGUCUUGUACUAACAAAGCAAAAAAAUUAAAAGUGAAGGGAAUCUGUAUUUUGAACAGUCUAUCUUUUCUAGAUCGAAUUACUAAGCUUUUAUUUCGUCUUCUUUAGGAAUUUCACAUACUUCUACAACUACGUGUUUGGUAACUGUUAUGUGUUUAAUGAAAGGAAAGUCAAAACUAACGUCACGGCACCGGGAAGUGAAAAUGGUAAGCUCUUCAUCAAAGCUGCAAUAUCACAAGACACUUGGGAACUAGCCCUGGUGCUGUCAGGAGAGCAUUUCCCGGAGAUGAACAACCCCAAGACUAAGUCAAUUAUUUUUAGACACACUUGAGGCUCCGUAUCUGUACGCAUCCGGCAAUAAUAAUUACAAAACUCCUUGAAAACUAAAUAAAGAUGCUUUUUCAGUAGUCGUCAAAAGACUGAUUUCUCUACCUCACAUUCGAAGGCUGGAUCUCACCGCCACACCUUUUAAUUUCUGUUGAGUCAGAUGUCUUUUAGAUGUUCCUAGGCGACCAGCUGGCCUAUAAACAUGUUUUUUUUUGUUAUCUUGCAUCAGGAUUAUCUCUAGUCCUAAACAUUGAAGCGGAUGAUUACUAUGAAGAUUUUUCAGAGUCAUAUGGAGCUGUAGUGGAUGUUACGAGCACAAUGGAGAUGCACUUUCCGGAGGAGAAUGGGUACCUCAUUGCACCAGGGCAAGCUACAAACAUUGGUUUCACAAAAGUGAGUUUCCCAAAGUUUCUCGCCGGCCACAUCAAGCCACAUCAACAUCAUUUUAGCCACAUCAAGGAUAACGUUUACCUUGCAAGUGUCAUGUUUACUACAAAGAUUAUUCUAUGUGUGUAAUAUGUAGAUUUAGCCAAGGCUAAAGGCGAAGCUCCCUUUAAUGAAAAACAUUGCAAAGAAAUCCACUUGGAGUAGAGCCUGCAAUCAGUUGAAAACCAGCGACUUGUGAGCGGUUAACUCGAUGUGUUGCACUUGAGCCCUCGAUACAGUCAUGUGCUACUGGUCAGCGGAUACCUUCUUUUUACAACUGUCAAUUGACAAAAAUUCAGGUUGCAGGCUACCACACUAGCUAGAAAUCAAAGUGUGUCAUUUCACAUUGGUUUCCCUGUGUUACGGACGGACGGACAGUCGGGCGGACGUACGAUCACGUGUGUUCCAAAUUUUCCUAGCUAUGGGGCUCCGCUAUGACUUUUUCUACCCUAUUUUUCAUGAUUUCAAUUUUCCCCCUUUUCCAUUCAAAAUACAACCCAAAUGCCUCCUUCAUUGAUCUUCCAUCAUCUUUAGAUACCCAGAAGUAGCUGAGGUGGUUCAACAGAGACCCUGCCCGGGUGCCUUACCAUUAACCCGGGGGGAUGUUCCCCCACUUGGGCACUACCCUGAGGUGGGCAGUGACAUGCCAUCAGUAUGGAAUUUCUCUGCUCGCUCUUCAGUCGUCAUUUCGCAGGAAAACCAGAAGUGGUGUUGCGAACUCAGGUCGCAUGUAUGGCUGAAAUGUAAUUUCUAGGGUUUCCUUGGUAUUUUAUCACUGAAAGUGGCUGAACCAGUUCAGGAGACAUUGAAGUUGAGUAUGAGGGAAACUUUCCUUAUACCCCUCCCCUGACCUACUUACUCGUCACUUAAGGAGGGGUAGGUGGCCAGUUUGUCAGAAUCUUUAACUGAUCUGAAUCAUUUACAAGUAAAAUGUCCAGGAUCACUACCGUUCUUCUUGUAAACUUUGAGAUGAUUUUGCACCUGGGUUUCCGAGGGUUAGCUUUCACUGGAGUAUGAAAUCCUAUGGGCUGUACUUAAAAAACUGAUGGAUUUUCCGUGAACGCAUAGAUCUAAUGAGCAAACACUACCUGCUUAUCUAUACAGAGAAUUGUUAGUCGACUAGACAAGCCAUAUGAGGGAACAUCUUGCAGUAAAGGCGGAUACAUUAUCUACGUAAACAGAAGUUACUCGGAAAUGGCAAGUCAUGUUGUUGUUGUUUUUGUCAUUGUUUUAGCCUGCGAGCAAGCUCUCUGGGGCGUUCUGGGUUCCCGCCCCGCCGCUAGAACGCCCCGGAGAGCUUGCUCGCAGGCUAUCGUUGUUUAAUAGUUGUGAUCUUUUCGAUCGAUUAACACUUCCGCAGGAACAGGAAGCUGUUGCCUAAGGUUACGAAGCAUGUGCCACGUAUAGUAACAAGCAGACAACAUGAUAGGAUGCGAGCGCAUUUGAAAUGAUAAAAAGAGCUCUGUUCGUUUACUGAGACUUAAAAGGGGUCGUGUCACGUCUGUCUAAUUUAUUUUGUUAAUAUUGGCAAUUACACGUCCUUAUCCCAAAGAAACUUUGUGUUAGCAAAGCAUUUACUUGUAAAUGGCAAAUCCACUGUUUCAUGUGAAACAAAAUUGUUCCCCAAGCAUUACAUCAAAAGUUACAGGAAAUAAAAAGAACGUUGAAAAACUGUUAGGCAGUAAAAAGGUUUCAAAAACCUCGAUUCCAUUCCGUAUCAAUUUUCUUCAAGUUUAUCCAGCCGUUCCUCUCUUCAUAUUUGCUAUGUUUUUUAUACAUUCCUUUAAUAUUUUGAGCUGCUAUUUUUUAAGCAUUUCUUCGUGAUAAAGCUUUUUUGAAAUGCUACUGAGAAAAACAAACAGGGAGAAAAAAAGCACGCGUUAAGAGGAGGCUGCGAUUGUGUCAUUGCUAAAAAGAUUUCGCGGAACUUAGGGUUUCAAAGUCAGAAUCUUGCUUACUACAGCAUUCUAAGGUACAAUAACUGCACUUUGAUGGAAUAGCCUGCAGAAAGUCCUUUUGUUUAUGGUCUUAGGCCUGUAAAAAGUCUUGUGUUGCCAACAAGCAGUUGAGAAAUUGUGGGUGCUCUGGAGCGGCUUAUCCUAUCACACCAAAUUGUGAUCCAUUUGAUUCAGUUCAAGGUGCGUUGCUCUGGCUGUUUUUUUUCUUACGCUCGUUUCCUCGACACUAAAAUCUAUAUGAGAAUUAUCAUACUCAUGCUUUAUUUUCAAUCGAAACACCAGCUUUAGUACCAAUCAGAUGUCACAAAAUUGAAUAAAAUAUUCCCUAGGAGCCGUAAAGGACAGCUCCCAAAACGUUCCCGAAAUAGGCAUGGGGUUUCCAGUGAAAACUUCCUGGUAAAUGUUUUAUUGACUGUAACUGAAUAGAACAAACACAAUCGAAGACUUACUUCAGAUGAUCUUCAAGAUUAUAAUUCAAAACCUUCAGACUAGCAAUACAUCAUCUUCUCGGAAUAACAAUCAAAGACAACAGCAGAAAACAUUCAGAAUCUUCAAGAAAAUUUCGUGAGGGGAUGGAAUUUUCCAAAACGGGGACACUUGAUACUGACGUCAUGCUGAGUGCCAGUUCCCCACAGUAACAAAGGCUUCUGGGUAACUUGCGAAAGAACCCUGACAAAGUCAAAAAUUUUCUUAGCCUAUGAUUGGCUGAGGUAGGUGGCGCGGGAGUCACUCCGUCUCUCUUAUUUGUUACCGACUGAAGUAAUACUCUUCCCUUCUCUAUUAAGCUUAUGUACCCUUUUCCAACCAUUUGCGUUGUUUGAAUGCACAGUCUCCGCUUGGUUGUAACACCUGACUAGGUUUGCCCGCCCUCAACACUGAAAGCACGAUAAGUUCUAGGCUCUUGUAUUUCCCGUCUUGCAGGACUAACAUUAUGAAGGUUUUCAUCAUAUAACCACGGAUGAAUUACCAAGCGAAGUUUCCGCGAAAACAUGAUAUCUUCACAUGUGAAAACAACAUUUCAUGCAGCUUGUUAUCUUUGAGCGUGAAGAGAUCAUCUUUACUACAUGAUGAAUCGCGCCUGUGGUAGCAAAAAAAAACUUAUAGGUUAAAAGACAUGGAAUUUCAUUGGUGUUUAUAUAAUGAUUAGAUCAUGACAUGGCCGCUUGGAGAUACGAGAUUCUCUUUUCGUCCUCAAAAACAGGAUGUUGUGUAUUUAGGCAUCAUGGGCUGAGAUUUAGGCAUCAUCGGCCGACAGUCGAUGCGCUUAUUCGUGAAAUGAUGAAAUGCUUUUCAACACUCGAAGAGGAAUUUCGUCUCUCCAAGUUGCCUUGUAAGAUCCUCUAUUUUCCAGGGUCAUCAAUUCUUUUGUUCGUUAUGUUUAAAAUUCAAAAUACUACAAUUCCCGUUCCUUUCAUCUUUAAAAAGCAUAGCAUUCAUUUAAUUAUAAGGGUCUUUUGAUUAGGAGUACAUUUUUUGUGAGAAUCACUGUAAAACCUUUGUCGAUUAUUAACAAAUGCAUUGUCUUUUUAUAUAUCAAGUACGAUGUGCCAAAGAACUGAGUCGCGAAAUAAGGUUGGGAAACAUUCCAUGCAACUGUCCUCAAGACUGCAGGCAAGUCAAUGCGAAACCAAAGCUCGGAUAUGAACAUAUUACCAGUUACUGGUCAGGCACUCUUUCUGACAGCUGCACCCACAAAUUUGUUCCUCAACGACGGUUACACUAGGUAUCAUAUUCUUAGAUAAAAGGCUCCAAAUCACGGCCCCGGGGGAGGUUCUCAACCUAUAUUUGUACGGGAGGCUCCGCCGCUAGGGCCAACCGUAUAGACACGUUGAAUUCUGCAAAGCUGAUCGUACUACGUGAAAAUUAACUUUGCAAGACAUCAACACGACACCAAAAGAACCCAAAACAGAGCGGGGUUGUAGCCGUCGACAGUUGUUCCGCCAUUAUUGUGGCUCGUCAGGACGGCGUAAUAAACAGCAAAUAUCUGCUGAAAAAUAACCCGCUCACUCUGAUUUGAGCCAUGACAUUGAACUCCAACACCCACAGCCGAAUCACGCCAUAUUACGUGUCUCCGGGAGGGCAAGAGUCCAAGUGUCGAGUUGAUGUCUCGCAAAGAAAAUAUAGGAUGGACAGAACCAACCAUAGGAACAUGGACAAACCAUACAAAAUGUAGAGCACAUCGGAUCUAUAAAAUAGACCUUCAAAGUAGACACAGUAGAACCCAAGACAGAGCGGGGUUCUUUCUUUUGGGUUCUUUCGGUUUCGUGUUGAUGUCUUGCAACGUUAAUUUUCACGUAGUAGGAUCAAUUUUGCACAAUUGCAAGUCAAUGUGUCUACUUUGUAUAAUUUGGCUGAUCAGGUCUUCUGUUAGAUCCUACGUUCUGCGGCAUAUUCGUUUGCGGUCUUUUGCAGUUCAUGUCUAUCUGCCAAACUUAUCAUGGCCCCUUUAUAUACCAUUUUUGACAGAUACGGUCUGGGUCGUAAAGCAUCAUCAGUAUGGAAUUUCUGCAAUCGUUUCUGUCAUUUCGCAGGAAAUCCCCAAUAGGGUUCUUACAUCCCGUAAUCCCGACCCAAAAUCUGGUGCAAUCCCGUAAUCCCGAGGGUUAGUUUUGGCAUCCCACCUUGCGCCCGUACUUUCAAUCCCGAAUCUCGUCCGCAUUUUACCUUCAUAUCCCGAAUCUCGAGCUUCAAAUAAGGGAAAUCCCGGAUCCCGAAAACCCUACUGGGGAUCCUCAUUGGUCGCUCGCGAAAUGACUACUCAACAUGAAGCCUGCCUCGUAAUCAACCCAGGGAAAGGGCGAAGUAAAUCGGGUGUACGAGGAAGAAAAAAGGGAACUUUCCCAUCACAAGAUGUCCCUCUUUCUCCUUAAUUACCAACGCCCUUUGAAAGCCUGCUUUACAGGCUACUCAAUCUGUAGCUUAAGUGCGAGGCAAAGUGAACUUUUCAGACCGGAAAGAUCUGAAACUUGGCUCUCACAUGUCUUGAUUCUUUUUAGGUUAUUCGAGUAUCCUGCUACUGUAUCCUCAGCAAUAUGGCCGACUGAAGGAUACCUGGUGAGCUGAUUUAUCUUUAAACAGCCUCUCUUAUCCUUUAUGACGUCCAACCGAGGCAAGAGAAAAGGGGAUAGGCUUACGACGGUACCCCCCACCCACCAUGAGUGGGCAGUAACGAGGGCGCAUCUAGACACCCAUGGCUAUAGACUGAGCCAAGGAAGGGGUAGUCUCCGAAAACAGCCGUUUCUCCCCACUCCUCGCGGCUGGGGAGGGGAAACGGCUGUUUUCGCAGGCUAAGGAAGGGGGCUACUUACUUUUUCUUUCCCUAUGUACCUUUCCUAUGGGCAUCAUCCCUGACGCACCUCCAAGCCUUGUAUCCGUUACAUGUCCCAUAUGAUGCUGGCGAGGAUAAAACAGUUUAGUAAGUUAAUCUAGCCACCCUUCGAUGUGGAAUCUCAUAAACAGGCCGUGAUACAUGUAAGAUAUCGCAAUACUUUUGUGUAAAUCAUCAGCAUUGGUUUUCUUUAUAAUUUAUUAGAAGUCGCAUCUGCUGGAAAGAUUGGGCAAUAGAGCUUUCAAUACAGUGAGUGAUAUAACACAAGCCAGGUAUGAUAACAAUAGCUCAGUUUCCUUUUCCUCUUCAUUCAGGUCUUACUUUCCUGUCUUUUAGAUAAGGAUGAGAACUAACCUGCAAAUCAGUCGUAUUUUGCAGUGCGAACGAUGAUACUCUUGUGAUACUGUUCUCCCACCAUGUUGGACGUUGAAACUGAUGGAGAGUUGGGGCAAGUCAAAAAAUGAUUUUAAGGGAGAGCUUGACGGUUCAAAAAAGAACAGGAGGCAACUGCUUUAGUGCAUGCGCAUGGCGGCCGAGGUUAAUGAACCUCUGAGCUUAGGCUAAUGAACACCAAACCGAAAACUAAGAAAUAAAUACCGAUCUGAUGCAAGAAAUGGCUUUGUUCAGUCUUUAACAAAUUGUUUUUCCUUAACAGAAGAAAUUUGGCGCGGGUUGACGUUUACUACAAGAGCAUGACAACAGAGAUCAUCCAACAAGUGCCAAGAUACGAGGUGAAUGAAGACUGUAUCCACAAGUUUUGCAAAGUUCAAAAGGCCAGUUUUGAAUUAUAAUGAAUUAUACUUGGCUCAGUGGGUGAGGGAAGCAGUGUCCAAUCUCUCUAAAGAGGACACUUUUGGGACCGGCACAUAGUGUCCGUCCACGAGUGUUGCCCGUCUCAUAGAGAGUCAAAUAAAGGGAGCAGAGAAAAGUCGGGACAUCUCUUAGUGUCCGUAUCACCGAGGUGUCCGUUAAAAGAGAGUCCAAUGUAAAACAAAACAUGUCAAUGAUUUAUCAGUGGAUCUCAAUGCGAUUUCUUUUGAUUUAUAAACCCCAGCCUCUGAGUGAGGUAUGAACUUUAAAAAUUCGAAACUGGUCUUUGAAAACGUAUUACUGUUGGGGAUAACCUUGUGAUGAACUGAUAUCCAAUUCCGACCAGGAGGACUAUAGACAUUUCAGGGCCAGAUAACGUAACCUCCGACGUAACUGGUAACGUCUGGUGUUGAAAUAAAGAGUUUGACUGGAGUCCGACGUCAAUGGUUAAAGCAGCUGACCCAAGGUGUUUCACCCAACUGUAACCGGGCUGAGUACCAUCCGUUUGGGUCACCUUGAGGGAGUCCAUUCCUUUUAAGCGCGGUGGUUCCCUUGGGCUUCCUCGCAAUUAGCCUUAAAAUAUUUAGAACUUGUUGCCUGUAUAUCUUAAUGGCAAAACAAUAAACUGAAACUGACGUGGGUCGUUGGCACAGCUCCUUUGUCUAUAUUUGGGGUUGAUUCUUAAAGUAAACUUUUUAUUUAGAAAUAAUGAAGCGUAGUAUUGGAAUAGACAGACAACACUCUGCGAUGUACGAAUAUCAUGGAAUAUUGAUUCAUCAGUAAAUUUAUUUUUGUACUUUAUUUUCUUAGUUUAAAGAUCUCAUCAGCAACAUCGGAGGUUCAUUGGGACUUUUCGCAGGAGUAUCUCUUUUGACUCUGCUGGAAAUUUGCAAGUUGCUGUUUGACUUGGCGGGUUCGUUUUGCAAGAAAUUUGAAGAAAAAGUAAACUCCGUCGACCCCGACAUAAAGAAAAAGAAGAAAGAAAUGACUUAAGCGUUGUAACAUCGUUCCCAGAUAUUUUCCAGCCAUGGGAACGAGGUUGACACCCAUCAUUUCGAAGUUAGUCUAAAAAUGCCUCAGUCAUUCCAUACUCUGCAAUCAUUUGGCAACCACAAUUCUUGUUGUUUUUGUGUUCCUUUUUCGUUUUCCUCUGGAUGGAACAAUUCUUCGGCGGAAACUAGCCUGCGUGGCAGGCGUUUGAAAGGGAAGGGAAAGGGAGCUUUGUGAAAGGGAGUUUUAGGCGCGAGAGAACGCGAGGGGCGCGAGGGGCGAGGGGCGCGAGGGGCUCCCUCCUCCCUCGCGNGUCCGACGUCAAUGGUUAAAGCAGCUGACCCAAGGUGUUUCACCCAACUGUAACCGGGCUGAGUACCAUCCGUUUGGGUCACCUUGAGGGAGUCCAUUCCUUUUAAGCGCGGUGGUUCCCUUGGGCUUCCUCGCAAUUAGCCUUAAAAUAUUUAGAACUUGUUGCCUGUAUAUCUUAAUGGCAAAACAAUAAACUGAAACUGACGUGGGUCGUUGGCACAGCUCCUUUGUCUAUAUUUGGGGUUGAUUCUUAAAGUAAACUUUUUAUUUAGAAAUAAUGAAGCGUAGUAUUGGAAUAGACAGACAACACUCUGCGAUGUACGAAUAUCAUGGAAUAUUGAUUCAUCAGUAAAUUUAUUUUUGUACUUUAUUUUCUUAGUUUAAAGAUCUCAUCAGCAACAUCGGAGGUUCAUUGGGACUUUUCGCAGGAGUAUCUCUUUUGACUCUGCUGGAAAUUUGCAAGUUGCUGUUUGACUUGGCGGGUUCGUUUUGCAAGAAAUUUGAAGAAAAAGUAAACUCCGUCGACCCCGACAUAAAGAAAAAGAAGAAAGAAAUGACUUAA